AACCAAUAUAGUUUAAAUUUGAUGUUUAGAGUAAUAAAUUCAUGUAUUAAAAAGUGUUUUGGACUUGAAUAAAUAUUACAAUGAAACGUACAGCAGCAGCAGCCGAACGCAACAAGGAACCAAUUCUUGAAGUACUCAAAAAGUACAUUUCAAACACCGCAGGAUACUUCCUGGAAAUAUCCUCCGGCACCGGUCAACACAUUGCACAUUUUGCCCCAAACUUUCCCAAUGUAACAUUCCAACCUUCUGAGUACGAUAAAGAUAUGAUGUGCAGCAUACACGUAUGGGGUGAGGAAUGUCCCACAGAAAACGUCAAUCCUCCUUUGAACAUCGAUGUAACCCAACACUGGACCAAAUGGCCCCAUUCACCAAUGUUUAUUAAAAACAAUAUUGAUUACAUCUACAAUGCAAAUAUGAUACACAUCUCACCAAUAUCUUGUACAGAAGGUCUUUUUUCCAACUCAGGAGAGUUAUUAAAGCCCGAUGGUCUUUUGAUCACUUACGGGCCUUAUGGACAAAACGGGGUGAUUUCACCUGAAAGUAAUGUCAGGUUUGAUGAAGGCUUAAGGAUGCAGAAUCCUGAAUGGGGUGUGAGAGAUAUUGAUCUUUUGAAACAAAUGGCAGGGAGACAUGGCAUUUGUUUGUCGGAGAUUAUUGGGAUGCCUGCUAAUAAUAAAGUGCUGAUUUGGAAAAGGAAUAAUGGAAAGGAAUUGUGAAGAUAAUGUUGAUAAUAUAUUUUUAUACAUUGGAUGGGAUUUGGUUUCAUUUCUUGACUAGGAGGAGUUUUUUAUUUGUUGUGGAUUGUCUAGAAAAUUUUUGUUAAUUGUCUGAAAUUGUUCUUGAUGUCCUAAAAUCCACAUAGUCUUUCUAAAUAUUAAAAUUGCAUAGAACGAAGUUUGUCCACAAUAUAAUUUGUAAAGAAAGAAAUGAAAU
Messenger RNA from Ctenocephalides felis (cat flea), 933 nucleotides. Its product is annotated as methyltransferase-like 26. The record is from RefSeq and is a predicted model, not a curated record. Lineage: Eukaryota; Metazoa; Arthropoda; Insecta; Siphonaptera; Pulicidae. The coding region runs from base 81 to 716 and encodes 211 amino acids. The transcript is spliced from 3 exons.